AUGCAGAUGGAACAACAGGACAGGAGCAGACACAAAGAAAGGUGACUUUAUCUUCUUUUCGCCUAACUGUGCGUUUUACGAACUAUCUAUCUCCUUUUGAAUAGUUUCACUUUAAGUGUCUAAUCAUGCAAGGCUGAAAGUAAACCUCUUAGAGUCAAAUUCUAGUUAAAUGCGUGCGAAGACACUGCGACUCUCAACGACCCUGCUUCCGGAACAUAUUCACAGACAAAGGCUAGAGCCUAUACACCUUCAGCUUUGGAAUCAUUUCUUAUCGGUCUUACAGGGGAAUGCUCCUGGUUGCGGGCCAGUUUCAGUCUAACUCUCAAACAGUACCGCCUCUCCCCAAGAAAUAUUUAGAACCCGAAAUCCACUCUGCUCACUUCGAAUUGGGUAUCAAUUACAUGCGUUUGGUGUCCGUCGCCAACCUCUCCAUCUAGGGAUUAGUCGUAGGAAACGAUGGCAGGGAACGACUUCAGAUGAGGAACUUAUUAGGCCCUGAAUAAUAUCAUUUAAAGAAAUGGGACCAUUAAAAGCUUAAGCGUUUCUUCUUUAAAAAAACUAUUCAAGGCAGUCUGAUGAAGAUGGUCUCCAGUGCAAAAUCCAUUUGCUUAAUCGGAUACUCGAGAGUAGCAGUGUCGUCUUGUUCCCCCAGAAAUCUCGAAAACCCAGUCAAACAAUAGCAUAGUUUAAGAUUCCGCAUUUGAAUUUUCUUAUGAAAAGUAUAGUACUAAACUAUUGCUUCCGCCAGCGCGGAAGGUGAUUGAUUUCAUUUUGCAUCUGGGCGUUUAUCUGCGGCAAACUCAGGCGAUUGCAUGAAUACAAGCAAGAAACGAAUAAAACGUAUGGCCGCCAAGAACUAUUGAGGCAGAAAGGAGCACUUAUUGCUAACCUGAUAUCACCUUCAGUAUCAGCCAGCCAUACCCAGCCCCCAUGUAAGGAAGAUGUGUGUUUUUAGCCGUGGUGCAUUUAGUUCAGUCGUCCCCGGUAUAGAUUUUGUAAGAUACACUGGCUUUGUUGAGUUGCUUUGUCAAGCUUUUUACUCUUUAUUUUACUGUUCAAUAUUUUGAGAAUAUUCAUUUGGAUUCGUCGAAAAAGUCAACUAAAUGCAUAGUCCGAGAUGCUUUUAUAGACACUAGACAGUUCGACCGUCGCGAAUAAAGAUGUUCCUCGUGUGCUCCAUAGAACGGGUGUAGGAAUUUUGCAUGCGCGUUAAUUAGUUUAUGGUAAGGUGGACGCGCGACGCAUCUACUGCGCCUCUUUCUCCCUCAUCCGUUUGGUUUCGAUGGGAAGAUAGCGCCAAGGCAACCGGAGAUGGUUUCUAGCACAGACACUUGAAGGUUGUUAAACAAGAGAUCUAAGAAAAAAAAGGGUACUGGACCACCAGAACAGUCAUUUUUGUCCUCUGAACCUUCAAAUCCGUUUCAAAGCCUCAGCUUGCCUCUCCCCUCUCUACUGCCAGAUCCCAAAAAUGUUCAUGGCCAUCUUAGCGUGGGCUCCUCUACGGGUCCGAAAUGUCGGACGGAUUCAAUGACAGCUCCGAUGAGCAUAUGUUCUUUUUCUGUGCAAGAAGUGCCUAGGAUUCGCAUGUUCUCCUCCAUUCAUUCGCACCUAAAGUCAAAAAUGUACUGCUGUUCUGAGCCAAACACGUAAGCAAUCCAAAGUGUCAUUGAGACUGAGGCUUUUCGAACCAAACUAGACAGUUUAGUUUUGAUUCAGUGUAAUCAGGGGAAUCAGAAGUUGGGUCCGCAUAAUUCCAGGUGGGAUUCGUACUGCUCCACGUUAUACUUAGUCGAGGAUGGGAGGCGGAAGCUAGGACUGGGCAGGCGCAAAACUCGUCUACACGUGCCACAGCACGGCUGCUCCAAGUUUGCAGGCCGAAACAAACUUUUUACGCACGGCUUCGCACUAACCGGUCAUUCUCACCUAGCCGAGUCCCCCUAUAAGUACGGCAGCAUGGUUUUGUUAAAAAGGCAGGACACAAUUUUGAGGGGCAACAAAUGAGAACUGAGUUCCAUAUAAAGACCGAGCGAAUCAACUACUGCAUGCCCCACACCCAUGGAGCGGCCUGUUCCUUCUGCACUGUGUACCCCCUAACUGGACAUUCCGUACCCCCAACCCCCAACAGAUACAUACGUGACACUUCACCUGCCACAAGCGACAACGUCCACCGUUCCUCCGCGAGGUGGACCCAACAACGACGACUUGGGGAUGAAUUUGUUCAUAGUGGGCGGACUUACGAGUCCCUACCUCAUUCUCUCCACUCACAAAUAACACGUUCUAUUGGGAAGACGCAAUCCAGACGACCGGAGGUAGGCUUGGACGCAGUGGCAGCCAGGGCUAAACAGCCCGUUCAUGAGUGACCAGAUAGACCAGGUCACAACAAGAAGACCUCCGGGCUCACUAUGGUGAGAAUACAGUCAGCACCACAAGGCGCCAUUGUAGCCUGACCGUCAGUCCUGAGAUGGGCCGAUUUGACACAUCAAUUGACAAUUUUCCUAGCCACGACUCUGAGCCUUUCGUGAUAGGUUUAAACACACCAGAUUCGUUAUAUUAAUGAAUGCGCUGGCGUGCCAUGCGGAUGGCUUUCUCAGUGUCGGCCUCACUCACUCUGCCAUGCACCGAUCGGCUGUCCACACCUGUAAAUCAAUGAAUAAUGGGACUGGACGCAAUGGCUGGCAAUGCAGCAAUUCCCCCCGCACGUGCCCUAGGCGACCCGGCCGCAACUUCAUGGCUUCGGUUACAGCGGCAAACAUGUUCCAAAUUUAAGCCAGGUAUGCAUAUCCUGACACGUGACGUUUGGCUUGCCAUACGGACGUCGACAGUGAAUCACAUGCUUGAUUCAGGGGUGUUUUGGGGACGGGUGCAGUUUAUUUGGAGGCGGAUUCGUGUUGCUGCAUGGGCCGUGCUGUGAAUGCACAUCUGACUGAAUAGGCCCAUACGCUGGCUAAAUAUCCUAAGACAUCGUGCGCAUGCGUGAAGGGAGUGGAGGGUGCGUGCUAAGCUUUCAGGCACUCGUUCGCCGUUUAAAGUGUGAUAGAUUCUCAAAUGACUGAUCAGACUGAUGUGUGUUACUUAGGUGCGGUCACACUGGGGACAGGUUAGGGCGGACUCCACAUUGCAGGUGAAAGGGCUGACAGUAGUGAUGUUGGGCAGGAUGGCAAGAGUGUGCUUAUUAACGAUGCCGGUCGUGUUGAAUUUGCACUGCGUUUGCAGUUGUCCGACGGUCAAUUCGUGCCCUGAGUUUCCGUUGGCAAUGCGGACAAAAUAGCUGGUGUUGGGUGUUCACAACAGUAAUGUGAAAUAUUCAAAAUUCGCUCAGCCCUAUUUUCGCUUUGACCUCUUGUAUGCGAUGGACUUCGUAGACCGUUGCUUCUACGACUACGUCAAGCCUGCCGAUCCGGAGGAAAUUGUUCACAGGUAUCCUCAUUGACCUGUAGGUGCCUGAUGUAGAUCUUCAUGGUUUGCCGGUAACGACCCUUUCGUCUCCCUGUCUGCGCGCGCCAUUAGCGAUAUCGCCAUCGGACAGCUUCUUUUAUAGGCGCGAAAAAGCACACAAUACAAUAAAAGGUCGAAGAAAACCCCUUGCAAAAUGGCUAACUUGGACGCGAUGCUUCCGGCUGUAUUGCCGUUUUAGCUACCUUCACGUCCAGUGCUCAGGUUUGUGAGUUCUGUAAAGGCCUACGAAGGGAGAGAUGAAGACCACAGGAGAGCGAUGGCAGAGAAUGGGGACAGGUGAAGAAAACCUCAUAAAAUGGACACGCCAUCAGGUGCGGGGAGAUCAUGCUAGGGAUGGCUGACGGGUGAACUUGAAUAUUACAGAACCCUUUUUGGCUGUUGCAGCGCUAGAAGAGGGAAAGAGGGGUUGGAAGUAAUACAGAUGGUCUAGUUAUAUGCAACUUUUUGGUAGCUAGAAAGUGGCCUUGUUGGGUUUGGAUUAUUUGAUUCUUCUUUCGAAGUCCACAGUAAGUGCACAUUGUCGCUCAUCUUCAUGACGUGCUCCCUCCAUCGCAGUUACAUCUGCCUCAGCAUAGUGUACAUACUGAAAACGCUAAUCUUCUUCCUGGAUCUCGAUUCGUGUGUUCCUUUACUAUUCUCCGAAGACAGCUGAGAUAUAAGUGGUUGAUCUUACUUACUUGACUUUCGUGAACUGACCUCGUCUUUUCCCUACGAAAGAUCGUGAUCGGGACAGCAAUCAUGUACCUCCUCAAUCUUGAUUGACGAUUUCGUUGUCGGUUGUGCUGCCUCUAGAAUCUGCACUCCCCAGAUAGGUGAAGUUGUUCCCUGGUGUAGAGCGAGUUCCGCUGACAUCGGCCCCGGUUUCACUGGAGUCAAUGUUUGGCGUCGGUUGGUGCAUGACCAUUGUCUUCUCCCUGCUGACGGUCAGGUCGAAGUUGGAGCAACUGGAAGCAAAGGUGUUCGCGCUCUGUAGAAUGUCCGUUUCUGCUGGUGCAUUCAUCUCUUAGUCAUCCGCAAACAGGAGGUCGUAGACACUGGUCUUGUAAACUUACCCUCUCCGUAGGACUUAUUUGCUUGGAGGCAAUGAGGAAGGUGGGGUCAGAAGUAGGGGUUAUCAAGUGUGGGGACACACAUAGCUAGUCUAGUCCGCCAGUCGAAGCGAUUGCCGGCGUGCGGCUGAUGUGCUGAGUGCGGAUGAUAGCUAGGUGUCAGGGGAGGGGGGGACGAAGUAAAAUUAUCCACCAGGCUCAUCGAUGCAUCAGUGUAUUGCUUACAAGUACGUACUACAACUACGGUCGCACCCGCUCUAACUGGCCUAGAUGGUGUUACUUAUGUUGUGUCCAUGUGUCGAAUUCUCCGGCAUUAUAUUUGCGGCAGGAUGCCCUUUCAUCGACAAAGCCGGAAUGACCGUACAUCUGGAACUCCUGCCUCCGUACAUGACACCCGACAUUUUCAUUCUGACGCAAGUUUCGAGGACUCUGUGCUGACAAUUUGAAUUUCUCCAUUUACUGCACAUUUUUUAGAUUUUCUAAUGUUCGCUUACUAUUUCAGGCAGAUUCUAAACAAAUUUUUGUUCCGCUUUUGUUUCAGAUGGCAAGCGUGCGUGUGUGUACCAGUACUACUUAUCGCCCUUGGGAUAACCGUCUUGUUAAUUUCCAACAAAAUACAACUCCCGGCCCCUGUGAAGCCACCACACUCAGAGAAGUUGGCGCCCACCCUCAUAAAGACUAAGAUCUAUGUGGAAGAGGAGCACCACGAAGGUGAGCAACUCGGUCUUAAACUCUUUGCCAGACGGAGGGUGGUGGGGGACUGCAAUCUUAAAAAGUUCGGUGCCUGAAGACGCCAACUUGAAUUCAAACCAUAGCCUUCAGCCUACUUCUAAUCCUAACCUUGGCAGUAGCCCUGGUCGCCCUGGAAAUUUGUGCAAGGCCCCCGUAAUAGGGGGUUCCUGUUCUAGGGUCCUGUCUCUAACUAUUGUCGUACACGCAUGUGGUACGCCUAAGAUGGAGACUUUGUAAAUAAUGCACCAGACCGUCUACAACAGACGACUCAACCUUGUACAAUGAAACACCAAACCGAAAUAAUCAUUUCGAACUGAAACCCACUUAAAUAAGUAUAUUAGAUAUUUUUGUAUGCCAUAGAUAUUUGGGGACCUUCGCCCGAUCCUUACCAUGUCAUGUACUGCGCGAACUUCAUUCCGUUCGGUCCAAAAGUUCCGACAUUGGUACAUAGGAUAGGGAAGCGGGAAUGAGAUCGACCCAGCGUUUGAUCUCAUCGCUUUAAACAACUGAAAGUGCCUCUAAACCAUCAUGAAGGGCACAUGGUGGUGCUUAAAAUGCAACCAACUAACGUAAUAAUAUGGUCCUAAGCCAGAACGCUAUGGAUCGUUCGUAGUGCCGUCGAUAUUUAAAUUUGAAUUUUGUGGGACCAAAGACAUCUUCUAUGGAUGUUGAUUCAUGCGGACUGAGAGAACAUUUGGCGUCAGCCGUGUCAUUUAUUACGACAAGGGCACCGCUCAGUCGUCCUGGCUUCGUUUUGCAAGUGGAAUACGGCUAUUGUGGGAAUAGACAGCGUGUCAGAUGCUGCACACAAGUCAUUGAUGCGUCCUUCUGGGGACAGUUACAGGGAGUGACCGAUCUCAUUCAUCUGGCUGUCUAUCAUUGCCAUUCUUUACGUUAAAGAUAACAGAAGAACAAAAUCCUAGGCGAAUGAACUCUCCGAUUUGGAAGUUUAAGCACUCUACCAUCUUCCUCACCGAAGCAAGUAACUGAGUCCAAAAAAACUUAUAAGUGGUCCGGAAGUUUCCUGAGCCCUAAAUGCUCCCAACCGUCGUAGGUACAGGUUAAUUGUUCCGAGCCAUCAAAUGCCUGCAGGAGCCCGUCAUCAAUGCGCGCAUGCGACGAGGCCCAUACAGUGAAAGACCGAUCUCAUGAAAUGUUGGCUGAAAUUAUGAAAUGCGUUUUUGAUUAGGAAAGAUUACUUAGGCAUGGUUAUAAUACUGAUUAUCUAGGAGCAUAAUCCUAUAAUAUUUCAGACUCGGCAGGAUGUCGGCUUUUGGAUGCACUACUUUUCAAUCUCCCGUCGAAACCGCAUUUGGUAAAAAUGACUACUUAAGUAGCAUGCACUCAUCACACUGAUUUUCGGCAGUUUUCCAAACUCAAAUAUAUUUUGCAGAAACUGCGAACAAAAACGUGUUUUCUUUCAGUCGUUUGAUAGGAAAUGACGUCAUCUUUAUAUUUUAUACUAGAAGAAGGAAUAUUAUUAGGUUUUGCAAAAGUUUCUUACUAAGAGAUUUUUUAGGACCGUGCAAUGUCCAUUCAUACAGCAUCGCACCCGACCGUCUACCACUGCUCCUCAUGAAAUGUAAAACAUAGUUAGCAUCCAUUGCAAAAUUUUAUGGACACCAUAUGGUAUCUUUUAAAGACUUAGAGGAAUAUGUAACUUUCUUUACGCGGAACGCAUGCACCUUGUAGGCUGAAAUCACUAAGCGCUAAUACAACGACUGAUCAGGCUCCAAAUUAUUCGGCAAUUAGAAAACUUUUAAAAAACCUAAUUAUAUUCCUUCUUCGAGUACAAAUUAUAAAGAAGACGUGAUUUUCUAUCAAACGACCGAUGAGUGUGAUGAGUGCAUGCUACUUAAGUAGUCAUUUUUACCAAAUGCGGUUUCGACAGGAGAUUGAAAAUUAGUGCAUCCAAAAGCCGACAUCCUGCCGAGUCUGAAAUAUUAUAGGAUUAUGCUCCUAGAUAAUCAGUAUUAUAGCCAUGCCUAAGUAAUCUUUCCUAAUCAAAAACGCAUUUCAUAAUUUCAGCCAACAUUUCAUGAUAUCGGUCUUUCACUGUAUGGGCCUCGUCGCAUGCGCACAUUGAUGACGGGCUCUUGCAGGCAUUUGAUGGCUCGGAACAAUUAACCUGUACCUACGACGGUUGGGAGCAUUUAGGGCUCAGGAAACUUCCGGUCCACUUAUUAGUUUUUUGGACUCAGUUACUUGCUUCGGUGAGGAAGAUGGUAGAGUGCUUAAACUUCCAAAUCGGAGAGUUCAUUCGUCUAGGAUUUUGUUCUUCUGUUGUCUUAGAGGUAAAAAAUGGCAAUGAUAGACAGCCAGAUGAAUGAGAAGAACGGGGUAUGUGUUAUGUAAGGUGUGGGCCUUGCCUCUGUAGCCCUAACGGCUGAAUCCUACAAAAACACCGGAUUAGCGUUAUAAACCCUACCAGUCUAUUUCCUCCGCACCAGAAACCGACAGAAAAGCAUUGGGAGAGGAAGUAACACGUGGAUGCCUUCCCUCCUUCUUACUACAUUUUUCUUCCUUACGGACUAGCGUGGUAAGACAGCGGGGCACGCAGAGCUGUAACUGGCUGUCAAGGAGUCAGCGCUCGUUGUGUCGAGGCACGCUUCAUGAUUCAGGGCCUUAAGUUAUACAGGCGUCACUUGUGCUGAAGACAUGUCAACAAGGCAGUGCUCCCCUUCUUUCUCUGUGCCAACUCUGCUUACGUGAUAGCCCAUCAAGCAUGUGUAUAUUUCUUUUCUUUUUCAGUCAUUCCACACUGGGUAAGGGCAGUAAAGGCUUACGGAUGGAAAAAGGCCAACCUGGUAAGGUUGCUCGGCAUAAGUAUACUAUUGAACAUUUUUAUUCGUGUUUUUUGUUUCGUUAACUUCCCAGAAUUAUUUUUAAGGUCUAGAGGAACCUCAUUCAUAUUUUGUUUAGUGGGCGAUACAAAAAUGUAAUCAAAUUUGUCUAUUUACUCGUACUUGAUACGGCGGUUCUCGUGUCUGAUCAAACCGGUCUCAGUGAUAUUGUUGAUAAAAUCCUUCCAUUCAAAUCUAGGCCCAAGCCCGAUAUGAUCAACAAGGGGGUUGUUAGAGGAGUUACCUGACCAAGCCCGGCUAUUUCCACCUUCAACAGCAGUCAGUAGAUCAGGGCUGGGAAGUUUUACAACCAAUAGUUAAAGCAGGGUUUUCGGUAUUUGCGCUAAUGGGUGGCGGAUGUUGGCGUGCAAACAGAAACAUCAUAGUAGUUAGUAAAAUGUCCCUUCAGUAGUACGCAGAGUGGCCUGUCAUCAAGUGAUUUCACUUGAACUAUUAAGCACGCAGUCCUCUAAAAGACGACCAUCGCCACAUGGGGUCUACCAGAAGAGUCGCAUUGACCGCUCCGACGUGACAGCUUUGCCCUGAAACGCUAAGUUACCCGAAGAACUGAGUCGGGAAUUCAGACUUCAUUCAGAGACAAAAUACACCCACGUUGUACCGGUGAAGAUUUUCAGCGUCAAACUUUGGGUUCCAGGGCCGAAGAAUUUCCCCACAACUAAUACAGAUAAUUAUCUCUGGACUGAGUGGUCUAUCUCGCAUAUUAUUUGUCAUCUCCACCGGACUACGACCGAGGACCGCGUCGGUGCCCACAGACGUUGUGGCUUGGGUUGUGAUAACACUUUCAGGCGCUAUGAACAUGAGCUUCCUUGGGGAUUUUUAGCACAGGCCGACCCCAAACAUCCACCCGGGUUGCCUAUUCGGGACUAUUUACUCUAGCGCUUUGACUCAAGAACCUAACCACAAGGCAGACGUGGCAAACAAAGUUAUUUGGUAACAGUUCGCGGUUAUCAUAUCACAGUGUCGUCGUCAGGCUCUGUGGUAUGAUAUAAAGUAGUGGGUUUGCCAGGAGUUACCCAGGUAGGACUCGCGCUGCUGGUCUGCAAGUGCUCAAUCGUCAGACCCGAAAGUCUGCUUGUUUCUCAUCAAGACAUAGUUUAUUGUCCUUUUCACUAUCCACCACUCGUUAAAGUUCCAGGUAGCCAGCUGCUAGGCUAAAGGACGAAGCCCUCUGUAGGUUUCAUAGUUUACCGUUUCUCCAUUCCGUAUUCUAGCUAAACCUACAUCUCUCUCAUCCAAAACUAACAGGUUCACAUUGAUGGGCACAGCGACAUGGACUUUCCAGAAUUGAUUGAGGACUUACCAAUUGGCCAUCCUCCUGAAAACGAUACGCAGAUCUCGGCGAUGAUGCAAAGAAACGACCAAUUUAUCCAGGUAGUUUAAUUGUAUGUCACUUUUGAACGCCGCUCUCUAAUGCGUCCUCAUUGUCAGGUGAACACAAAACACGGAAAGUGAGAGCCAUAAAAUUUAUGGCUUUGUGCCGACUAAUCAAGAAUUGUAAGACAGUGUUUGAAGUUUCAAAUAAGUAGAACCAAGGUACACAAGUAAACUGCUCAUAGAAAUGCCUUUCAUAGACUGUAGUGCUUCUUUCUCAACUUACUACAAACUGAUGAAUUCCUCUACGCAAGAAUUCUUUUGUUGGCAACAAGAGUUGUCAAAUGCGGCUCUUUGGUCUAACACACCCUACGAGUUGGUAAAUAUUGGACGGUUUGAUAUCCGGUGCAUAUGUCGCAUGCCACCAUCAUCUACAACUUAUCCUGCGGAACGGCAAAUUGACGAUGUGUUAAGCACCGGAUAGGCUCGAUAGCAUGAAUUACUUCCUUUGUGAUCAACAAUCGCUGUCAACAAAUGCCUCUUCAAGCAAUUAGUUUCCGAAUAAGAGCUUAGAGAUCACUUUCGAGCGACAUAGUCUCCACCUGUGCCCUUUUUAUAAGCUGGGCUUAGUUCCGCAGCUAGUGGUUCGAGUCUAAACACAUGCAUGGUAUUUUUCACCUUAGAAGUUGGUGAGAUGUUUUAAUCCCCCUCCACAUUUCCUUGCUUAUGUGCAUGAGUUUCGAACCGUUAUUUGUUACUGGCUAGAUAUAACGUUUCUUGCACUGGGACUACAAAGCAGCGGCACCAACAUUCACUUUUCUUCCCAGCUUUCUCAAAAAUAUGGAUAAAGUGUAAAAUCGCAGACACGUUUGUGCUCCGAUAUUUACACUGGACCGAAAACUUAGGAACACUGAGUGAACUGUUUUAAAUAGAUUGCAAACUAAAGGUGUCAUUCAGGUGGGGUUUCAAUGCCGAUCACGACUCAGUGCAGUUUCCAGUUAAUAAAUAAAUUUUUGCCUGACCAUCUUUACAGCCAGCCGUAUGAAUGACAGUCGGAAGAGCACAACUUAAGUAUCGUUUUCCUCAUUCAGUCAAUUACAUGUCAUAGGUAGGACAGACAACGAACUGUUCUCUUAGGCUCAUUACAUAGGAUGUUGCGUUGGCGAGGAUUCGAUAUUUCGCUUAGGAGCUCCUGUAAUACGGAAAGGAUUUUAGAAUCAAUUUCAUUAGUGGCGCAGAUGGCUACGUUAAUUGACGAAAUCCGAGGAAGACAUUGAGAAAACUCGCAUUUUUUGUUAUGUGUUUGUUUAAUUGCCCCAAGGCGUUACCAAACCAGAGCGCGCAGUUUGAAAUAUACGGAAAGUGUUGUGUAGACGAGCGAAAAUCCAGUGCUCCAAGAAUAAUGUUUAAAGAAGGUCGGAUUGGGUAAGGUGUCGCGCGGCAGUCAAACCUAACCCUAACUCUUACCUUAAUCCUAGCCACAAUUCAAAUCCUUUCCCUGAUCCUAAUCUGCCUGUAACCCCCUCCAAUAUACAUACAUUCAACCUAACUCUAAACUUAAACCGAAACUUAACCAUGCUUAGUCAACAACGGGUCCUUAGCAUAACGUCUACCUAAAUCAGAUAAACAGACAUUUUGCGAUAAUAAAAAACCAAGGACUUAUAUAUUCGAUCGUCGCCGUUGCGGCUUUCUAAAGCUGCGUUUAUGGCCGAAGGAAAUAGUUGGCUUCUGAUCCGUUAUUACUUUCUUCUAUAUUUCUAUUUAAAACCUGCUAUCAGCUGAGGACUAGGCAGCGCUUCCAGCUACCGAGACAAACAUCUUAUUUGUCUGCGCUUAGGGCUGGUAUAACACCUUUUUAUUUGCCCUAAGUUCCUUGAACUAAAUACUCUGUGCAUGUGUCUCGGUCUUUUUAAAAUACACACAUACAACCCACUUUCUACAUAAUUACAGCAACGUUUUGGACUCUGUGGAUGGUGCACCAUGAAAACAAUCAUGAGAGUGACUUAUAAGUACACUAGUUGAUGGAUGUCUUUCACGCAUUUCAAUCUGCUUUAUUCAUACACGCGAGCAUACUCUAGUGCCUAGCUGUCAACAAGAUUUACCUUCCUUAUGCCUCUAGAGUGCGAUAAUUGCUCAGCUAAUCAAGUCCACCUACCUUGUAUUCCCCUCGUGGACCUCCAACGAAAGCAGUGCUUUCACCUCCUGGGUGGGGAUUAGCUCGCUGGAUAAGCCGAAACGAUUCUGUCUCUGCUAUGACGUCGAAGAAGAGCCCUGUGUUGUGCGUAACCACAGUAGCACAGAGCCUUUCAGUGACAUCCCGGACAAGGACUGCGAUCGGCGCUGGAACUACACUCAAAUUGAACUUACAUCUGCUAACGCCGCGGCAGUUAUUCGUCGAUCCAAAUCCUUUGCCCUGCCUGCCGACCUGGAUACGCCUCUGAUCCUCGACAUUGACGAGGACUUCUUUGGGGUACAGCUUGUCGGAGCCGGUUUGCUCUAUUAUGGGCUAGACAUGGAGAGUGUACUCUCUAUGGCCGAUCUUAUCCGCCCUAUCUUCUGUCUGAACGAGGGCAGUGAGAUCGAAGAGAUGAGACCGGACGUCUGGUUUCGGGACCUUCUUGACCGCAUCAUCUCACACUGUCUCACCAGAGCACCUCAAUGCCCGAAACCAGACCUUAACGGCACCGUCUACGACGCCUGCAGUGCGGCCAUCUGGGAUGCCAAACAGGACCUCUACCAAGCUCAGCCACCUCUCGUCUGCCAAGGGGUAGGGGAGGAACAGCAGUUAGUGCAAGAUGAGGUGGAAAAGAGCCUCAACUUCCUGACUCUAUUGCUCCGCAACCAGACACGAGAACAGGCACGGGCUCUGCAGCGUGUGGGUGUCUGCCAUCAGUUUGCGUGGCGUACUUGGUUCCCCGAGCUUGUUCCUAUGAGCCUCUGUCUAGGACACAACACACCCGGACAUUCAGUGGUUCAGGAACAUGUACCAACAUACACCGAGUUGGCAGCCCUGCUGCGUAACUUCACGCGGAUUGUGCGUGCCAUACCGCGGGUACCCGAUGUAAUCACAGUGGCUCGGUCUGCUCGUGAUGGCUACGUUCCGCGAUGGCUGCAGACCCGUCUGGAGAGACUCAUCCUUAAGAUCGUCAAGGUGGUAUUUCAUCUGGAAAGUGACGAUGUGGUCUACUCGGAGUACCUCGCGGGUGGUAAGAGGGGCUGGUAUCAGAGAUUUUAA
This is a messenger RNA of Spirometra erinaceieuropaei, 12647 nucleotides long. The record is from the annotation of a GenBank genome assembly. NCBI's taxonomy places the organism in Eukaryota, Metazoa, Platyhelminthes, Cestoda, Diphyllobothriidea, Diphyllobothriidae.